This is a messenger RNA of Tilletiaria anomala UBC 951, 1079 nucleotides long. RefSeq lists its product as uncharacterized. The record is from RefSeq and is a predicted model, not a curated record. Bases 392 to 970 code for a protein of 192 amino acids. Lineage: Eukaryota; Fungi; Basidiomycota; Exobasidiomycetes; Georgefischeriales; Tilletiariaceae. The transcript has a single exon.
UGUGCCAGCACCCCUGUGCGAAUGCCAUAUCCAACACUCACCCUCAUCUUCCCGUUAUCGUGCCCCCACAGAGGGCGGCGGAAGUUGCAAAAGGCAUCGAAAGCAUCGCAACGACCUUAAGCGAAAUCAAACACCUGCUGCCAUCUACGAGCAGCAAGCACAAUGAACGCAUUGUGGCGCUACUGAAUAAGCGCCGAGUCCAUGAUUCACUUGCAUGGUUAGAUGUGAAACAGUAUCCUCCUUCUCACUUUACCGUGCGUUGCUCCUCUAUCCUUUGCCUUCUCCAAAAUUACCCGUUGCUCUGCAUCCAGCGCACUAAACGCUCUCCAUACCCACUCGGCGGCUGAUACCAAUCCUCCGUUAGCAGAAGAACAAUCCGUUAACCCUUGGCAUGUUCAGUGUGUCCGCGUGUAGUGAAGAGGACGUCGACAAGCCCGGCAACGACAGCAGCGCACAGGACGAGCUAGUACAGCAGCAUGACGAAGAUGAUGACGACGAAUGCUUCGAGGACAGCUUGGCCGAACGCCUUGUCGUGCAGGAGAUGCUUGACGACUUGUCGUGCUCGAGUGAGAGUGAAAUUGACGUGGUAGAAGAGGACGAAGAUGAGGAUGCGCGCCUCCACGAGGUACCGGCCGAUACGAUGGAGCCAGUCGAAUUUCCGCUCACAUCGAGGUACAGUGGAUACGAGAACGUCGAGAAGGUUCAAGAUGUCAAGCUGGACGGAGAGGACUACGGACACCAGGACGAAAUUGUCGCCGACAGCGACAACGUUUCACGUUCAUCAGCAGCACAGGGCACAUGCACUGUUCCGAUGUAUCCACUGUCGCCAUCACCGAGCCCACUCAACCCCGCCUCAGACGUAUUGCAAAUCCACAUGGACAGCGAAUUCGAGCUAGCCUCCUACACUGGAUCUGCAUCAGAGGCAAGUUCUGACGAGGAAUUCUGCACGGGUGCGUACCUAGUGCAUUAGCUAUGCGUGCAAACUCCUGCGCCAAAGUGUCAUUUCGCAACUGCGAGCCCAUUCAAUCAUGCCACUUGCGAAGACGUGCGCAACGACAGACUUUGAUCCGCGUCACAUU